Molecule: messenger RNA, 567 nt
Organism: Daphnia carinata
Lineage: Eukaryota; Metazoa; Arthropoda; Branchiopoda; Diplostraca; Daphniidae
Gene: MED10
Product: mediator of RNA polymerase II transcription subunit 10-like
Exons: 3
Coding region: 54-464 (136 amino acids)
Biological process (GO): positive regulation of transcription by RNA polymerase II
Cellular component (GO): chromatin; mediator complex
Molecular function (GO): transcription coregulator activity
Source: RefSeq, a predicted model, not a curated record
GGACUAUUAGUGUUUGUUUUCGUGUUUGUAUUCUGGGUAUUUUCUCAAUAAAAAUGAGUGCCCCUCUGGAAAAUUUGGAAAAUCAGUUAGAACUUUUCGUGGAAAAUGUAAGACAGGUCAAGAUUAUUGUAAGCGAUUUCCAACCUCAAGGACAAGGUGUACUGAAUCAGAAGAUAAAUUCUAUCGUGCAAGGCUUGCAGGAGAUUGAUAAACUGAAAACUCAGGUUACAGAAGUUCAUGUACCACUGGAAGUUUUUGAGUACAUUGAUGAAGGAAGAAAUCCACAGCUUUACACAAAAGAUUGCAUGGAAAAAGCAUUAAACAAAAAUGAACAGGUUAAAGGAAAAAUUGAUUCCUACAGAAAAUUUCGUGCUCACCUGCUGGAGGAACUCAGCCAAGUGUUUCCAAACGAGACUAUGAAAUAUCGAACUGCUCGAGGAGAUGAUGUCAAUAGAAUCCAAUAGUUUGGAAUGAAGUGUUUUUUCAUAUUGGAAAUGCAGGCUGUAAAUUGCCCUAGACUGGGCUCUUGCAGCCUUGACUUGAAUAUACAGUUUUCUAUAAAUGCAA